AUGAAGCGACCUGCCAUUGUGGGGUCUGCAGGUCGCGUGGUGCAGGACCGGGAACACAGUGGCGGCGGGGUGCGGACCGUGGCGGCCGGGGGCGGCCAGGUAGCGCCGGGGACGCGACCGGAGGCGGCCGGAGUAGGCCGGGCGCGGCCGGGCGCCGGGGGCGUGCCGGGGCAGGGAUGGGUGCGCUGGGUGGCGGCGCUGGGGCCCGGGCCGGGGCCGGGGGCGAGCGACGAGGCGGCCGUGUUCGGGCAGUACGUGGCGGAGAAGCUGCGCGGCUACUCGCGACGCACGCGCGCGGUGGUGGAGCACCUGGUGAGCAACGUGCUCUUCGAGGCCGACAUGGGCAAGCACGACGCGCCGCCACAGCUCCUUGCGCAGGAGCGGGCGGCGGGCGGGCACCGCCUGCGGGGGGGCUGCGGCAGCCCCCCGCUCGUCGUCACCUACUCCGCGCCCUCGCCCUCGCCCUUGGGCUCGCCCUCUCGCGGCCCCCUGGACGAGGACGACGAGGACGGCGGCGAGGGCGACGCCGAGGACGGCGGCGCCGCCGUGAAGCUGGAGCCGGAGCUGGACGGCGACUUCGACGACGAGCGAGGCGGCUUGUGA
Gryllus bimaculatus (two-spotted cricket) is the source of this 603-nucleotide messenger RNA. The record is from the annotation of a GenBank genome assembly. Lineage: Eukaryota; Metazoa; Arthropoda; Insecta; Orthoptera; Gryllidae.